AUGGCGGACGCGGUUGGUGAUGCUGUGGAAAAACUGUGGCAGCGUUAUAAACAACUUGUCAGUGAAAAUCCAGAGACAGUCGGGCAGCUGGAGGCAGGAUGCCGAGUCCUUUCAUACUUUAUUGCAGGGCGUUUCCAGGACUCUGGGGUUCUCUCAGAGCUGGUGUAUUCAGCCUCAAACAUCUUGGUCAUGCUGAAUGAUGCCAUUUUACAGAAAGCUGCACUCCUUGUCCCAAAAAUGUCAGUAAGUCGCAUGAAGUUGAUGCGUCUGAUAACAGUUGUGGAGUACUUGGAGGUGUUUGUGGAAAUGGCUGCUCUCAGACUCUGGGGAAACACUGGCAGGUGGAUCAUUAUAGCCUGCAUACAGAUCAUCAGGUCAGCCAUUCGUUUCUUCCUUCUUGUGGAGCACUCAGUGGGAAUCCAGCCAACACCACCGCUCAAACCGUUCAACAGAGAUUUACUGAAAAAAUAUUCCAAGGAGCAGAACCACCAGAAAAUGGGGCCAGAUGGAAAAUCUGCCAGGAAUCCAAGUGUGAUAUUCAAAUUAAAGCGUUCUGGGAGAUGUGUGAGGACUCUGUCAGCAGCGCCCCCUAUCAGCUUAAGAGACUGGAACCUGAAAAAAGACAUAUCAGCUGAACAGAACAUCGAUAAAGAGAAGAGUGAGACAGAGUUUGAGUCGUCUCCCCUGAACAGGCAGAGGACGUGGGCAGAGGGCAUCUAUAUCCUACGGCCUGUGGUUCACUUAUUUGCUAUGCUCUGUUGUGGUCAGAAGUCCUGGACACCCUGGCUACUCUCCUGUGGUCUUGAUGUCUCAAGUCUGUGCCUUAUGGGAGAUCCUUCAGAUCUCAAUACUGAUGAAAAGAGUGAAAUAAAAAAACGCACAUUUCUCCUCUUGUUUUACUUACUGAGAUCACCUUUCUUCGAUCGGUUCUCACAAGCCCGAAUCCUCAUACUGCUUCACGUGAUUGCUACCCAUGUCCCAGGAAGUGGCCUCAUCAUCAAACCUCUGAUGGAAUAUCUACCUGCCUGGCAAAGAAUCUACUUCUAUGUGUGGGGUACAUAACACAUCUUCAGAACUAUUUUCAUACAAUGUUCUGUUCUUAUGAUGAAAAAGUGCACCUUGCCUCUUCGCUGUUGGUUUAUCCAGCACCUCAGUGAUUUGUACAAUAUAAAGAAUGUCAGAAAUUAAUUAUUCAUACCUUGUUACGAUGUAUCAUUGUUUUCACUCUAAAGUAGAAAUUAUUGUUUGAUUGAUGGCAACAUUUUUUUUAAAAUUUAUUUUGUUUUCGUUUAGGACAAAUGUUCCUGUAGAAUAUUGGUUCUCAGACCAGUUUUACCUGUGGAUUGCAUUUUCUCAAACCAGUUUUUCAUGUCAAAUAUUGGCUCUCAAACCAGCUGUUCCUGUAGAACUUUGGUUGCCAAGCGAGUUGUUUAUUUUAAAUAUUGGUUCUUAACCCUAUUGUUCCUGUUAAACACUGAUCCACCAAGCUAGUUGUUUUCGUUGAACAUUGGUUUUUAACCCACUUGUUCCUGUUGAACACUGAUCCGCCAAACUAGUUGUUUUUGUUGAAGAUUGGUUCUAAUAAGCCAGUUGUUCCUGUUCCUAUUGAACACUAGUCCCCAAGCUACAUGUAGUUGUUUCUAUCCAGUUUUUACUUUUUAACAUAAGACCAUUUUCUUUUUAUUUUCCUUUUGUUUAAUGAGAAAUUAAACCCACCCCAAAAUGACUGAAGGUAUAAACAAAAUAUUAUAGAUAAUAUUCCUUAUCUGAAGUUGUUCCUCCUCACUAUAUUUCAUGUCUUUAUUUUCAUAAGCCACUCUUAAAUGGCAUUCUCAUAAUGCCAUUUCUACUCAAAACACUUGUCCUCUCAGAUUUUUCAUGUGAUACUCCUUUACCAACUAUUUCUCAGUAAUUUUACCUUAUGAAAUGCAGCUUUUUAGAUUUUCAUGAAAUUUGGUAUUAGGAAUGGUAUGUACAUGCAGAUGUGUGUGAGCUUUUGGGGUUUCAUUCUGUUUAUUUUCUUCCAGAGAAUCUCUCUUUUGAAAAUAUAAGCUGUUGAUGCAAUGCCCGAUAUAGUUUCUAAUGAAUUAUACUUUGCACAAGUGUUUGGGGCAAUAUGUAGAUACAUGUGUGCAUUUCUGAUUGUGUUCCAUCAAUAAUUUUACAAUUUUGGCUUAAGACAAAACUGAAAGUUUGUUAUUGCAAGGUUUAAUAUAGUUUUCAAAAUGUUUUUAUGAAAAUGUGUACAUGGAUUGUAUUUGUCACGUUUCACAAUGUUAUUCCAGUUCAGUGGUAGUAUUCAGAUUCUGUUUCAGUAAUCCUAUCUUUUUGCAUUUCAUAUCAAGUUUACCUUGUUCAUUUUUGUAAAAGAGCACAAAACCCUUUUCUUGCCCAAGAAAGAGUAUCAAGUAUUAAGCUCACAGAAAGCAAUAUGGGUGAGAAUAGUCCUGCAAUGUAUGAUAAUGAUACAGAGUAAAUGUGCAUGUUAUUGUAGCUAUACCCCAGUCACUAUUGUUCAAGAUACAUUCCUUUAAUAAUACCAAAGUUUUACUGAUAUUGCAUUAGAUUAAGGCAAAAUAAAUGAUUGGUUAAUUUUUAUGGUUUAGUAGGUGUACUUGUCAUAGUCCUAAACAGUGGUGGGCGAAUGCCCUCAUAAAGAAAAGCACUUGAAGUACUGCUGCGGAGCCUGAGGGUGUUACACCAUCUUCUGAUAUCUCUUAUUUCUGGUUUUUUGACUAUGCAGUUCCCUAUGAUCUAACCACCAUCCAUUGUCCUAUUCAUUUAAAAAUGUGCUCACAUACCAUAAUGUGAGUGAAACAUGAUGGUUUUACAAAAUCUGUGUUUGCCACUUAAAAUGUCUUAUUCAGACAAAAUUUAUCAUUUUUUGUUUAAUCGUCUAAAUUCAGCUCAUUUUCUCAACCAGAUAUUUUUGUAAUAUUGUGUGUAAUAAAUGUCCACAAAAAUGUAAAUGUAUCCAGCUUUAAUUGGAUUCAAA
Liolophura sinensis is the source of this 2995-nucleotide messenger RNA. RefSeq names its product peroxisomal membrane protein PEX16-like. Gene Ontology annotation, cellular component: peroxisomal membrane. The coding region runs from base 1 to 1062 and encodes 353 amino acids. The record is from RefSeq and is a predicted model, not a curated record. The transcript has 10 exons. NCBI's taxonomy places the organism in Eukaryota, Metazoa, Mollusca, Polyplacophora, Chitonida, Chitonidae. Gene Ontology annotation, biological process: peroxisome organization.